Messenger RNA from Symbiodinium pilosum, 564 nucleotides. The record is from the annotation of a GenBank genome assembly. NCBI's taxonomy places the organism in Eukaryota, Dinophyceae, Suessiales, Symbiodiniaceae.
AUGUACUGCGCGGGGGCCAAGGAAGGGCAUGGGACCUUCACCUGGUCCGACGGUGCCAUUUACAAGGGUUCGCUCAGCAACAACCACUUCCACGGAUGCGGUGACUACAGGUGGCACGACGGCCGCCGUUACAAGGGAGGCUGGGAAAAGAGCAAGCUGCACGGCAUGGGUCGCAUGACCUGGCCGGAUGGGCGCUGCUACCGGGGAUACUACAUCCGGGACCGGAAGCAUGGGGAAGGAUGUUUUCGCUGGCCUUCUGGCGUCCAGUACAGUGGCCAGUGGCUUCAAGGUAAGCAGCACGGCAUGGCAAGAUACAAGUACCUCGGGGGCAAGGUGCGCUUCGGACGCUGGGAAGAUGGCUCUCAUGUUGAGUGGUUGGGCACUCUACGCCUGGGACUUAGCUCAUGGAUUGGGGGCUUUGAAGCUCCAGGAUCCUGGAACAGCUGUUCGAAGGGCUUCAGGGUGGGGGGUUUAAGUCAUGCCGACAAACGUUACGCAGAAAAAGCAGGCCUGAAGGUGGGCGUUUUUCGUGAGACAUACUCCCCGCAACUGCUAGACGUAUGA